This is a messenger RNA of Arachis ipaensis, 822 nucleotides long. RefSeq lists its product as uncharacterized. NCBI's taxonomy places the organism in Eukaryota, Viridiplantae, Streptophyta, Magnoliopsida, Fabales, Fabaceae. The record is from RefSeq and is a predicted model, not a curated record.
AUGGCUAGUGAUGAGAAUUUUGUAGUUCUUGUGCACUAUAGAGGGUCCAUUAAGAAAAACACGCGAUCAGGUAUUAAGUUUACUGAUAAGGACCCACUGAGUGUUUUUCUCAAACCUUCGAUGACUUUUGCUGAGUUUAAGGAUACUACACUCCAGAAACUAGGUCUGCUUGGCGUCAAACGGGUGGAGAAGUUGUUCUAUAGAAUCCCCAUAUCCAUUUUACGCGAUGAUGUAAAGUAUGAUUCAUUUGUUAUUGGCAGUGAUAACGACUUGCAAGUUCUGCACCAUUGUCUCUCCUGCUCUAGAUCCAUUCCUGUUAGUGUCUCGUCGAUUGCGCCGAUCAUUGCACCUGAGGCAGUUUUAGUUGCUUCUCCUUCCUUUGCACUCAACCUAAACCGCAGUGAUAAUGCCGGAGUUGGUGAGACUAGACCGUUGGGGGAGGUAGCAUUUGCGACGCUCGGUUCUCCUACAACGAUCCCAGUCUUUGGAGAGAUUGGAGUACCCAAUGGGGUUGAGGAUGCACUGCAUGACGAUGAUGAUGAUGAUGAUGUAGAGUCCGCCACAAUAGCAGAUGAUAGUGACGAUGACACACCACGGUCUACUCCAGCUGCGGAUGGGGGAGCAUCUAGUUCGGCUUUGGGCUUAGAUGCCAUGGCACCUCAAGGGGAUCCGGGAGUACCUAUUGGGUUCGAGGCUAGAGAGACGCAGAAUACAGGAGUUGUAUCUAAAUUUCAAGUUGGUCAGGAGUUUCAGGAUAAAGAAGAAGUCGUGUUAAACAUGAGGACUUAUAGCAUUCGACUGGGGUUGAGUACAAGGUAUUGA